Messenger RNA from Blepharisma stoltei, 2123 nucleotides. Lineage: Eukaryota; Ciliophora; Heterotrichea; Heterotrichida; Blepharismidae. The record is from the annotation of a GenBank genome assembly.
AUGGAAACAGGAACAUGGAUUAUUAUCUCAUUAUCUUGACUUUUAUUAUUAGGCCUUGCCUACAUGUUUGUUCAUUAUUGGCUUUUACACAACUUCGAAAUCCAAAAUCCCUUUGUUGAACUGCUUUUCAGCGCCACUUUUGCGGCAUCUGGAGCUCUUUUAGAACUUUUCCUAUUGGAGCUGACGUCGAUUGAAGUGAAUCCUGGGAUUUGAAAAAUAAUUUUUGGCUGUUUUAGUACUUUGAUGCUUUAUAUUGUCCCAAUUUAUUUUAUUUAUUCUUUUGUAUUUGCAUUCAGACUCAAGUGACUGCUUUGAAUUAUUUUUGUAGUAAUUUAUUUAUGAGAGUUAAGCUACUAUUGGUAUUUGACUAUUGGGACAUCAGAAAAUUUAGAGUUCCUGCAUUAUUCUAUUAUAGAGCAGAUUAAGUUGUUAGGGGUUAACGGAGUAUUGAUAAGUGCUUGCUUGUCAGGAUUCGGAGCAGUGAAUUGUGCUUACAAUUAUUUUAAUUUUUUUAAUGUGGCAUCUACCCAGGCUGAUUUAAAAGAGUUUUGCAGACUAUCCAAGAGAAAUAUCGUAAACCUUGUGAAAAUAAAGCAAAAAAGGUUGUUUUUGCCUUUGGAAAAGAAAAAUUUGGGAUGAGCCAAAUCUCUGGUAGGCAUAUUCAAUGGAUCUUUUAAUUCAGAUCCAAAAAUGGAAGCUUUGGAUGCAGAGUUGCAAGCAGCUGAGGCAAUUCAUCAGCAGUACUUGCAGACAGUGUCAGAGAUAGUCGAAAAUAGAGAAAAAGAAAAAUUGUCAAAGACUUUUAAAGGGAGAAUAUAUUCAUUAUUUGCAAAAUUCCUUGUUAUUUAUAAGAAAUAAAAUGCGUGACAUUGAGGAACUUAGACUCCGAGGCGCACUCCCUAUAGAGCAGGUAGGAUUCAUCCUGAUGCUCUGAAAGUAGGGCCUCUGUUCCGGUGGAAGUAGGCCUUCAGGCUUGGGGAUGCUUUGCAAAAAAGGGAAGUUUUAUUUCUCACCCGAAGAUUUUUACUGUCCCUGCCAGAUGGGCUAGACAGGUUUUGCCUACCAUAUGGUCUUUCCUCAUCGGGACCAUCGGGGCGCUAUCUAAAAGCGGCUCUGUUCAGGGCGAGCUAAUCCCUUGGACAGGUGGUUCAGGACGGAAAUUCAAAAUGGCGUCCUCGGAUGCCAUUUUGGAGCUGAGACGGGGCAGAUGGUCAGCGCCUGCGGGAGCGCUUAUGGCCGGAUACAUAAUAACUUAACUUUAAACUUGUUAUUUAUGGCAUUUACAAAGUAGUUUUUUCGAUAUAUAAUGUUGCUUUACAAAAGAAAUAUUCAAUAGACCCUGUUACCCGAGGCUUACAUAUUUUUUGCUAUAUUUUUGGACUUGAUGAGUCAUUUUUGAAUUUUGUCAUUGAACACUCAAGUUUUGCGUUUAUUGGGAUUUUAAUUUUCACAAAUAUCCGAAGCUUUGCCAAUAUUUUGGUUUCCAUUGUAAACCAAUGUGGGAAACUGCUUUCCUCUGGGCUUUCGUCUGAAUCCUUGUUAUUAAUGCUUACUCCCCCACCCUCCCUGAGCGCAAAAAACCAUUGGAAAAUCCCUAAUUUUUGGGUAAAAAACUCAUCAUCCAUUACCGAACAAAAAAUGUUCUCAAUAUUAUUUUUUUUUUAUGAAAAAAAAAUUAUAUGCAAAUGAUAAUUAUUAUAAUGAAAUCUCGAGCAAAUUAUGUAGAAUUUUAAACAGCUUGCAUUUUUAAAUAUAAAUUUUGCAAACUAAAUUAAUUUUAGCUUUCCAGUUAUCUCAAAUUGGGAGUUUUAAAAAUUUUGAAAAAAUUAUUUGCUAUGAAUUUUUUACAAAAUAAUAUUAGCCCCCAUCUAUGAGCUAACAAAAUUUUUUUGCUCGCUCAAGGAGCUAGUGAAGUUAUGGGAGCUUAUUUCAUGGCAACCGUUAUAAUGAUGAGAGCUAAUUUGCCUGAAAAGAAAAGAGAAGCUAUGACUAAUGCUUUAAGUGGUGUAGAUUUUUUCAGCUUCCAUCAUUUAUUUGAUGGAGCUUUCGCAAUAUCAUCAGUUAUUACAGCCGUGAUCUUAUAUUUGAAAUAUAUUUUUCAAAUUAAAAAGAAAACGAUGUAG